Molecule: messenger RNA, 2412 nt
Organism: Plasmodium gonderi
Lineage: Eukaryota; Apicomplexa; Aconoidasida; Haemosporida; Plasmodiidae
Product: selenocysteine-specific elongation factor selB homologue
Exons: 1
Coding region: 1-2412 (803 amino acids)
Biological process (GO): selenocysteine incorporation
Molecular function (GO): translation elongation factor activity; GTP binding; GTPase activity
Source: RefSeq, a predicted model, not a curated record
AUGAUGAACAUAAACGUUGGAGUGUUGGGACAUGUAGACUCAGGCAAAACAAGCUUGUGUAGGUGCCUAAGUGAGGUCUUAAGUACGUGUGCAUUGGAUAAGCAUAAGCAAAGUCAAGAGAAAGGAAUAACUAUAGAUUUAGGAUUUUCUUGUUUUUAUCUCAAAAGAAAAGGGAAAACGAAUACUAAGCGUGAGGAUGAAGGGUUUAACAACGCUGACUUGAAAUGCGUGGGUCAGCGCUUAUGUCAAAGAUCUGGAAAUCAGAAUUACAUCAACACAGAUGAAGGAGAAAAUGGUUCCCAAGUGGUUGCACAUCAAGGUUUCUGUCUCGUCUCGGGAAGUGAACAGAUGGGUGUACCCAUGUUAGAUUUACCCACUCCAGAUGCACUCACGUUAGAUGUACCCACUCCAGAUGAUCACACCGGAGACACGAUUCAGGUAUGCCUAGUAGACUGUCCUGGGCACCACUCACUCCUUAAUUGCAUAAUAAUGGGAGUAGAAAUAACAGAUAUGAUAUUUUUACUAAUAGACAUUAACAAAGGAAUACAGAAGCAGACAAUCGAAUGUCUUGUUUUGUGCGAAAUAGUUCAGCGCAGCGUUAUCAUCAUUCUUAACAAAAUCGAUCUUAUACCAUUUGAAGAAAGAGAAAAGAAGAUAAAAAUUAUGAAAAAAAAGAUACAAAAUGCAUUCAGGACUAAAUCUAGCUUAAGGAACUUAAAGUAUUACAUAAUUGCACUAUCGACUCGUGUGAAGAGGUUAGACUACACCUCUGAUCGAUUUACGCACAACAGUAAUGAGAUACACCCCGAGGACAGAGUGCAAAAUGGUGAAACGACCAAACAGAAGCAAUCUGCCACAGAAUCGAAACGAAUGGGCACCACACAAAUGAGCACUACACGAAUGGGUACUGAACGAAUGGGUACUGAAGGAACAGAAAACAUAAGCGAACUGAUAAACCUCUUGAGGGAUAUCAUCGAAAUACCACAACGAGGAGAAGGAAAUUUAGAAGAUUUUUACUUCCUGUAUGAUCACACAUUCGACAUCAAAGGUAAAGGAACUGUAUACACAGGAACUGUAAUUAAUGGAGUUAUUAAAAACAACUGUAAUGUUGUCAUUUUACCAUUAAGUGAAAAAGGAAAAAUAAAAGAAAUCCAAAGUUUUAAACAAAAAGUUGAUCGAGGCACAAAGGGAAAUCGAUUGUCCCUUUUAAUAUGUAAGGGCAGUACAAAGAAUGUGAAAAAAAAGGUUGAAAGGGGUAUUAUUAUUUUUGAGAAAUCAUCCAUAUCUCACUUUUCUUUGUUCAUAUGUCGUGUAAAAUUAGUCCACUUUUAUGGAAAAUCUAUAAACAAUGCAGAGUUAUUGACAUGUAUCAUUGGCUUUUCCUCUUCUCCAUGUUACGGCUACUUUUUCAAACCGAUGAAAGGGUCUAACAGCGACACCUUUCCUACCCCCCAAGGAAUACAGUCCGCAGGAUCGUUGCACAGAUGCACAGCAGAAUCAUUGCACAGAUGCACAACAGAAUCAUUGCACAGAUGCACAGAAGCAUCACUGCACAGAUGCACAGAAGCAUCACUGCACAGAUGCACAGCAGAAUCAUUGCACAGAUGCACAGAAGCAUCACUGCACAGAUGCACAGAAGCAUCACUGCACAGAUGCACAGAAACAUCACUGCACAGAGACGCACCGACAUCCACGCCCCCAUUUGACAAAAACAGGAAUUAUGUGCUGAUCGAUCAGCUCAGUUCUAAGCAAGGAACAAUGGAUACCGAUGGGAAAGUCACUAAUUCUGGCAAGGCUUACAAUCACAACUGUAGGACAGAGGGAGGAGAUGACUCAGAACACGAGAAGAAGGAGGAAGGAGAAGAUGAUGUUUACUUCUUUGUUGUUAUGAAGAAGAAGAUACAUUGCUAUAGAAAUGAAAUGUGCAUUUUUUUAAAAAAUGAUGACAGUCUAAACUGCAGGAUAUGCUUGCACGGUAUCAUUGUGGAAAUAAUCGAUGAUGGUUAUCCCCAACAAAAUGUUCCAUUCAAUGUAAACAAAAAACCGACACUAAGUGAAUACUCAGAUUUUAAUCAUUUCAAAAUUUUGAGAGAAAAGGAAAAGGUUGGGAUAAUUGAAAGGGUGCAGCAAGACAACCAUACCAUUGUAUGUAGAAAUGUAUUCAAUUCACCUAGCCAAGUUAUUCCUUAUUUAAACCAAAAAGUUUACAUAACCGAUGCAAGUUAUAUGGAGAAUAAGAAAGAUAUACAUAUACGACACGUUGGUACUAUAACAACACCCUUUGCAAAAAGUGGAAAAUUUCUUGCCUACUUUGACGAUGAUAUAUCCACUGUUCAGAAAAAUUACAAAUCGUUUCUUGUAGUUAUUAAGUACUACAAGGAUGUGUUUUCCAAACGGAAUGUUUUCUUGUAG